AUGAGGGCUCGGAUUGCCUUCUUGCUGGCUGUCGCGCUGCAAUUGCAAUCCCAUCUUCUAUGGCGCACUGGCGCGCGGAAAGAAUCGCCUCCGCCACUGGAGGAGCUCUGGCCUCCAGAAGACGUCUUCCCACCGCCUCCACCUAAACGGCAAAGAGGGGCAAAAGUAAAACGACGUACAAUUACAUUACUGCGAGAGUCCGGGAACCCACCCACCGCGGCCGAUGCGACGGCGGCCUCCGCCUCCGCCUCCGCCUCCACCCCAACCUCCUCCGCGCCUUCGGCCGGCACCACCCGUGCUUCUGGACGAGCAACCGCCUCCGUACGAAUUCCUAGACCCCCCUCCGCCAAGUCCCCCUCCCAGCGACCUCCGAACAGCCCCCCACGACCUCCUCCUCCUCAACGUCCGGCACCGUCCCCGCCGUCGCCAGCUCCGCGGUUUCCGUCUCCAGGUCCACCCCCCCCAUCUCCCCCAGAGGACCUCCUGGUCUUCUCCCGCAAAUUCGCCCACGUCACGCGGACGGCUGACGGUCCUUUCCCUUGCGCCUGGGUGACCGUGGAUGGCGCUGACUUCCGCGCGCGGCGCUUCGUUUUCCCCCCCACGUGGGACCCGGUAGUGGUCGACAUUCCUGGUUUCGUAUACACCGUGGAGGCCGCAGGAAUGGAACGAACGCUGCCGGUCGCCGUCUGCACGUCUCCGGAGCCAUGUGCGAGUUUGCAAGCUGUGGAGUCCUCCGCAGGCCUGAGCACCCUAGAGCUCCUCCUACCACCCACACAAAACACACCGACGAGCCCCUCCAGCGCCAGCAGCAGUAAUAAGAACCGCUUGCAGCUUCAAAGCGCGAUCUACCCCCAUGGCAUUUUUGUGCUGGCCCCCUCGGACGGCAGUUACAACAGUUAUUCGGUUGAGGUCUGCACUAGGGUUCCCAAGGCGGUGGCCGCUGCCUGCCCCCUCUCCUUUGGCGUCAUGUCUAUAUUACGCCCCGCGGACGCCAUGCCGACGGAAGCCGACCCGUACGGACCGUACGGUGCCGUACUUCCACAGACGACGUGGUCCAAUCCCCUGGCGCAGCUCGCCGCCGCCAGAGCUGCCGCCGAAGAGUCAAUCCCCGCUGUUAUCACUUCAGGCUGUGCACCACCGCCAGGCCUGGAUGAAAAAAACAAGGCGGUGGUGUUUUCUUGGGGCUGGGAUUUUUCCAGCUUGCCACCUUCCCUGGCCGCGACCGGCUUCGUGGCGGUGUACGGGGAUUAUCCUGUACGACAGAUGUGGAGUGGUAGCUACAGACUGCAGUACGGUGGCCCGGCCGGCGUCAGGUUCGGGGUCAUAUUGCAGUUGGGGGUCGAGGACGAUGGCUCUGAUGUCGGUACACGAACACGUACGGAGGCGGCAGCGGUUCGGGAGUUCGUUGGUACGGCGGAUGUCCCGACAGAUGAAGGCCGCCUCCCCGAUAGCCCCCACCCUGACCUCGCAUGUUGCAUGUGGCAUAAGUCCGCGCACGGUGUGGCAUUCUGCUUCCGCCGAGACAGUGAGAAAAGAUGGCUAUCCAAGGUAUGA
This is a messenger RNA of Volvox carteri f. nagariensis, 1554 nucleotides long. RefSeq lists its product as uncharacterized. The transcript has 10 exons. The record is from RefSeq and is a predicted model, not a curated record. Bases 1 to 1554 code for a protein of 517 amino acids. Lineage: Eukaryota; Viridiplantae; Chlorophyta; Chlorophyceae; Chlamydomonadales; Volvocaceae.